This is a messenger RNA of Schistocerca cancellata (South American locust), 2780 nucleotides long. RefSeq names its product zinc finger protein Xfin-like. Bases 121 to 2649 code for a protein of 842 amino acids. The record is from RefSeq and is a predicted model, not a curated record. The transcript has 7 exons. Gene Ontology annotation, biological process: regulation of transcription by RNA polymerase II. NCBI's taxonomy places the organism in Eukaryota, Metazoa, Arthropoda, Insecta, Orthoptera, Acrididae. Gene Ontology annotation, molecular function: DNA-binding transcription factor activity; RNA polymerase II cis-regulatory region sequence-specific DNA binding.
GGCUUUGGAAACUACGAUAGCCAACCUUGUUUUCAAUGUUUUGUGACAUGUAAUUGUAGAUGUAGAAAUUGCUGUUUUUAAGGUGUUUGUUUGCAGACGAGCCAUGUGAAUGUUCCAGACAUGGAGUCAUCGCUUCUUGCAUGUCCCAUUUGUACUCAGCCGGGCUUCAUUAACGUCGAUUCUUUGUGUCAUGGUCUUUUAUAUGCUUCGACGAGAGAGUUCCUCUGCCCUGUCUGCAAUGAUGUUUUGAGAGGGCUCGAUAAAUUUACAAUACAUCUAUUUAGCCAUUCCAUACUUCGUGGGCAACAUAUAAAAGGAGUUCAGUCAUCUGCCUCAACAGAAGAGCAAUCUGUAUUAUCAUCAUCCAAAGUCGCUGGGCCUUUAUCCUUAAAUUUAAAGAAACCAUUAAUCAUUUGCGAUUCAUUUGCCGACUUUCGUGUAUCUUCACCAGUUCACGAAGAUAGCAGACAGCACAAAGAGGAAGAGAGUUCACGGACCACAUGUAAUAUACACAAUUUGACAUUUGAACACGGUGACUGUGUUCGUGAAGUGUGUACAGCCGUCGACGAUAGUAGGAGUGCUGUUGAUGAUGCAGAAGUUGGGAGUACGUCUGAAAACACGCAAGAAGGAAGCAGUUGUGCGAUAAUCAGAAAUAACGAAGCGAGUAUUAAAGAGUUGAGAGAGUCAGAAACGUCUCCGACGGUCACUCAAAGCUUCCAGCAAAAUAUUUACAACUUGCUACCCUCAGAAGGUAAAAGAGUGUGUGCUGACGAAAUUGCGAUACCGAUAACCAAAGUAACUGACAACGAGUCCACCACAGAGAAACGCCCGUCCAACGGAAUAGCGAAUCAAUUUGGAUCUUCAGGACACUGUACUAAUAGCUCUGCAGUUUGCGAGAUUUGUCAGUUCUCAUUUACUGAAGAUACCAUUCUGGAAAUGCAUAAGCAAUUGAUUCAUUCAGAUCUGAGCCCCAGAAGCAGUGAUUCAGUUUUAGAAUCUGAUAAUGCAGACGUUGGCGAUAUGAAAAACUAUCCUUGCCUUCUGUGUCCUAAAUCAUUCAGAAUGAAAGGGAGUCUAAUGGUGCAUGUUCGGGUAGCUCACAAUGGUUUCCCAGCAGGAAGACUGGAGUCAUUCAGUCAGCGUGAGCAACGUGCCAAAGAUGAUCGAAGUUACACUUGCAGUACAUGUGACAAAUCUUUUAAGAAGGAAAAUCAUCUGACACAGCAUAUGAAGACACAUGAUGGAAAACAGUGGGCUUGUGAUGUAUGUAGCAAGCUAUUCACAACAAAAUAUUUUCUUAAAAAGCAUAAAAGACUUCAUACAGGUGAAAUGCCAUACAGAUGUGGUAUAUGUGAUAAAACAUUUACAUUCCAACAGUCAUAUCAUAAACAUUUGCUGUACCACAGUGAUGAGAAGCCACAUGUUUGUACUGAAUGUGACAGAGCCUUCAAGGAGCUUUCAACACUCCAUAACCAUCAGCGAAUACACACGGGAGAGAAGCCAUUUGCAUGUGAAACAUGUGGCAAAUGCUUCCGUCAGCGAGUCUCUUACUUAGUACACCGUCGUAUUCACACAGGUGUUAUGCCUUACAAAUGUACUGCAUGUGGAAAAAAUUUUCGAUACAAGGUCAGCCAGAGAACACACAAAUGUCCGUCCCAGCCACCAGGAACAGUAGUGAGGCAGUCAAGUGACUUGGUGCAGAAACUCCGACAAGCUGUUGAGGUCAAACCAUUGCAGGAAAAACACAUUGUCACAAAUGGUGUAUUGGCUGCAAAUGUUAAAGAAGGAUGCAGUGUAUUAGAAAAGCACCACACUUGGAGCAAAGAGACACAGCUGGUCAAGAAGCAACAAAAUAAUGACUAUAUCAUUCUGGCAAACAGUCACAUUCAGUCUGCAUUGUCGCAUGAUGUUAUGGUAGAUUCUUCUCCCAUACUUUGGAUAACGGGAGAAGUUGAAAAAUCACAGACAAAGGAUACAGGUCUAGAAUCUUUGCAUAUGCCACAGAUAGUUGGUUUAUGUGAUACAAAGCUACAACAGGUUCAGAAAGACUGUAAUGAUGAAACUGUUACAAGAAGUUAUCCAUUGAAAUAUAGUCCAGUUAAUAAAACUAUGGGUAAUGAUGAAAUUUUUUAUGAAGAAAUAUGCAAGGAUGAAAAAGAUACUAAUUUUGUAAAUCAAAGUAAGAUUGCUAACACUACUGCUACUAAAAUGUAUAGCACCAAGCUAAAAAACACACACAAUAUAUCCCAUAUUAAAGGAUGUCCUUCCUCUAAAUCAUCAGAUAUGUUAAAUAUAGUUAUGUCAUCUCAGUCACAAUCUGAAGCUUCCAAGAACCCAGGAGUAUUUCAUGAAAACAAUGAUCCAUUCACACUGAAUAUUCCAGUAGUAUUUAACACUAGUGCUGAAUCUGUGUAUCUUCCUAAUGAUAAACAAAAUAUUUUAACAAGCUGUAAGUCAGAAAAUCCUGAUUUAGGAAAUAAGUCAGGUGUGUAUAUUGGUAAUACUUGUGGUGCUGCAGUUUCACAGUCAAAAUUUACUCAAGAAAGUGAUUCAGGAACUCAUGAAGCAUCAAAAUGUAUGUCUCCUCCACAGCAAAUGUUAACUUUGAAUGAAGAAUCUCUUAAUCUGUUUUAUGACACAGAUAUAUAAAGUAUAGUGUCUUUUUAUUUGUUAUGAUAACUACAUGUUUUUAUCACUUACAUGUUCAGAAAUAUGUGUGACCGUGUUCUCUUGCAUUGUUUAGGAAUAAAGAGCAUUCAUAGCAAGUGCUAUUAAAUAUA